AUGAGAGAGAAGACAAAUACAGGCUUAUACAAAUGGGAUGAUCUUGUUGACAAGGUACAGGCUAGCGAUGAGGAACUGAGGUCUGGACAACUAGCCCUUUUAGCUGUUGAAAUUGAUGGAUGUUGGCGCAUUUUGGAUGACGAAUACAUGGAUAUGAUUCUGAACAUGCUUCUGCAUGAUGUAAUAUUGAAUGAUUGGUCCUUUAAUGCACUCAAUGAAGAUGAAGUUCUGGGAGCAUUAGAAACAGAUGGGUUUCCACGAUAUAGUGCAUUGCUUGAAAGUCUAUGCCGUUACACCACCAAAGUCGCCGAAAAGUUGCAGCAUCUGUCGGAUAAUUAUGACGCUGAGCUCUUGUAUUCUCCCGCCAGCACAAAAACCUCAAUUCUAUCAACAAAGGAGAAAGAUCAUCAUUUUAUGGAUAAGAAAGAAGUCUGCAAGGAGGUUUCUGAAGAUGUGACUCGCGAGUCAUUGAUUGCCAUCUCUUAUCGAUUACCGGAGAAAGAGCUCAUCAGUGAACAGUCACCAAAAAAAUUGGACAAUGAGAAAGUUGUCCAACCUCUCAAACACGAUGGUGACGAGAAAUAUAGGUCUAAGCUGAUGUCAAUAUCCAACUCACAGUCACCAGACAUGAAAAUCCUACCUGGGCAAAUUGAUGGUUAG
This is a messenger RNA of Fraxinus pennsylvanica, 660 nucleotides long. The record is from the annotation of a GenBank genome assembly. NCBI's taxonomy places the organism in Eukaryota, Viridiplantae, Streptophyta, Magnoliopsida, Lamiales, Oleaceae.